Molecule: messenger RNA, 10156 nt
Organism: Hyalella azteca
Lineage: Eukaryota; Metazoa; Arthropoda; Malacostraca; Amphipoda; Hyalellidae
Exons: 15
Coding region: 113-8728 (2871 amino acids)
Cellular component (GO): nucleus
Molecular function (GO): ATP binding; ATP-dependent chromatin remodeler activity; ATP hydrolysis activity
Source: RefSeq, a predicted model, not a curated record
UAAUGGCUUGUUUGUUUACCUUUUGAAAGUGGCGUUGUUAGAUGAAUUUUUUUCUAUAUCUUCAUCGGCUGUCAGCAUGUUAGAUAUCCUGGGUGCAGUUUGAGUGACUGCAAUGUCAAGCAGCAGCAAGCCUGCCAUGUCCAAUGAAGCCAGCAAUGGCAGUGAUGGAGUCAGUGAUUCUGAGGAAGCCAAUGACAAUAGGGGCUUGAAGCGUCCAAUGGUCACUGGGGCUCCUGCUCCUAAAAUCAAAAAGAAGCUCAAAGAAGGCUCAGUGCUUGACAAGAAAACUGCCAAGUUACUUCAGCGCAAACAGCUUCAACAGGAGCUUUUGAAAAAGCAGCAGCAAAAAUUGCAGGAAAGAUUGGAGGCUGAUCAUGCAAGAGAUAAGGAGAGACAGCAAAAAGAAGAGGAUGAAAAGAAAAAACGAUUGUUAGAAGUUGAGGAGAGACUACAAAGUACAAAUAAUUCAAGCCUUUCAUGUGCUGCUAACUCUAAUACUUAUGAAGAUGUGACAAAGGGUUCUACUGGUCCUGAAAAGUCUACAACGCCUGAUCCAAAUACCGUCAGUGGUGAUACUAACUUACUAACCCCACUUGCUCCAGAUGGAAAUGAUCUUCCUCCAUAUAGUUCUAAUGUAUCUAAUCCGAAAAAAUGUCCAUCAGAUAGUAAUAAUGAUUCAUUGGUAAAGUCAACUACAAAUUCAGUAGCGACUCUUGAUUGUGAUAGAAGACAAGAAGUUAAUGAUUGCUUAGAAAAUAACAACUCUCUGGAAGCAAAUGCCACUGCAACUAAGCUCGCAGAAGGAAUAAUUGAACCCUACUUACCUGAGACUUAUUCAAACCACGAAUCAUAUAUUUCAGGCCCUCACGCAGAUACUGCUGUGUCUGAUGCAGCUCAAUAUAGUAGGGAAGAUAUUUUGCAUAAUCAAUCUGCAACUUACAGCUUGAAUUUUCAGGAUGCCUCCACAAUUUCAAGAGAAGAAUCCAACAAUAAAAAUAUUAAAAAUGAAAAUUUUAAUGCCAGGUCCCUUGAAGUGGGAAACCUGUCUGAGGUUGUUGAAUCUAACAGCCAUAAGGAGAAGUCAAUAUGUGCGGAAACCAAAGAUAAUUCAAGAUCAGCUGAUGUGGUAGAAACUUUGAUCAAACAGGAUCCUGAAAUCAAGAACCCUUUUUCAUUCAAAUCUUCAUUAAAUACCACAGAUCAAUCUUCAAUCAAACAUGACCCAGAGGUAAAGGACCCUUUUUCAUUCAAGUCUGCAUCAGACACCAAAGAAAGUAAAGAUGGCUCUACCAUCAAGUCUGAUCCUGAUGUGAAGGACCCUUUUUCAAUCAAGUCUGCAUCAGACAUCAAGGAAAGUAAAGAUGGGUCUUUAAUAAAGUGCGAUCCUGAAGUGAAAGACCCCUUUUCACUCAAAUCUUCACUAGAUACCAAAGAAGAUAAACCAAUUGUCAAGGAAUCUGACUUGAAUAAUGAUCCAUCAUAUGAGAAGGAACUUUUCAGUGAGGCAGAUUCUUGGGGGCAGUUGGCCAUUAAAAAGGAGGAGAAACAAUGCCACAAUAUUGAGACCGACUCCCAAGCCGACCCUAACAAUGAACAAUCCGAGUCAGCAAAGAUUUCAAAGAAAGAAAAGAAACGUUCACGAAAAGAUAAAGACAACAAGGACAGUGAUUCUGAUGAAGACUCCAAAGUAUCUAAGAAGAAAAAAAUUGAUUCUGAUGGAGAAAAGCCCAGCAAAUCUAAAAAGAAAAAGUCUAAAGGUAAAGAUUAUUAUUCUGAUAGUAAUUCAUCAGAUGACGAGGGUGGCCGCAGCAGGAGUAAAACCUCCAGUAGCAGCCUUGCUGCAAGGCCCAAGAUCAAGAAUGUCAGAAAAAAUAUCAGAGAUAUUUUAUCAGAAGAUAAACUGGAGGAGGGAACGCUUGCUGCACAAAAGGAAGAAAAACUCAGGCUGCAGAGGCUACAAGAGAAGAGGAAUGCCAUACGAGAGUACAUGGAAAAGCAAGAGGUGGAGCGGUUGGUUGCUGAAGUGAGUGCAAACCUGGAGGCCGUGGGGCAGGUGGAAGACGUCGUGGAGGACGACAUAGCAGGGCUGGCAGGGCUCGACUCUGCCGUCACCAUUCAGAAGCUGGAUGAUCCUGUAUGUGAAGAGGAAGCUGAGGGCUUCUCUGCUGAUGAAAUAACUGCGAGUGAAGAGCCUGACGAGGAAAAACUACAAGAGGAACAAGUCGCUUGUGUCAAGGAAGAAGCUAUGGAAGUUGAAGCAAAAAAGCCUGAGGAAGAGCCUGCAGCUGACGGAGCAAUUGUUAAGAAAUCUCCAGCUAAAUCCGGAGCAGACUCGGAUGAAGAUGGUGAAGACGAAGAAGAAGGGGAAGAAGAAGAAGAAGAAGGCUCGGCUGACAGUGACGUGGUAGUUUUGUCUGAACAAAGUGACGAGGAUGAGGAAGACGUCAACAAUUCUGGCGGCCACAUCAACGACGAGUUCAACCAGCCUGACGUGCAGGGACGAGUGCUGGUCAACGUCGCACACCCUGAGUCUGAGGAGGACAUCUUCCUGGCACCACAGCUGGCACUGGCAGUCAAGCCUCAUCAGAUCGGCGGUAUCAGGUUCUUAUAUGAGAACAUCAUUGAAAGCGUAGAGAAAUGCAAGACCUCGAAUGGUUUUGGAUGCAUCCUUGCUCACUCCAUGGGUCUUGGCAAAACUCUGCAGAUCGUAUCGUUCACGGAUAUCUUCUUGCGACACACUGAGUUCAAGUCUGUGUUGAUCAUCGUGCCUAUCAACACGCUACAAAACUGGCUGGCCGAGUACAACCAUUGGCUGCCAGACCUUGUUACUCCUGACAACCCAUUGGCCGCCACCAUCAGACCGCGCAACUUUAAGGUCUACGUCAUCAAUGAUGCCCAGAAAAAUCUCAGCUCCCGAACCAAGGUCAUCAAAGACUGGCAGGAGAGCGGCGGAGUGCUGCUCAUGGGCUACGAGCUCUACCGGCAGCUCUCCCUCAAAAAACCAAAGAAACCAAAGAAAAAGAAGAAAAAAGGCGAUGAAAAACCAAACCUUGACGUUGUCGAUAUUGAAGAAGAAGAUGAGAACAAAAAGCUCCUUGAUGAUAUCCACUUGGCCCUGGUGAAGCCUGGCCCCGAUCUCGUUAUUUGUGAUGAGGGCCACCGCAUCAAGAACGCCCACGCCAACAUCUCACAGGCUCUCAAGAACAUCAGGACGAAGCGCCGCAUUGUGCUCACUGGUUAUCCCUUGCAGAACAACCUUAUGGAGUACUGGUGCAUGGUUGACUUCGUGCGACCUAACUACUUGGGAACCAAGACGGAAUUUGCAAACAUGUUUGAGCGGCCUAUCCAGAACGGCCAGUGUGUGGACUCAACCCCUCAGGACAUGAAGCUCAUGCGUUACCGCUCACACGUGCUGCACUCCCUGCUCGAGGGCUUCGUGCAAAGGCGCGGCCACACUGUACUGCAAGCGACGCUGCCCUGUAAGCACGAACACGUGCUCUUCUGCCGCCUGACGGCCGUGCAGCGUAAGCUCUACUCUGCCUUUAUGUCCGAGCUCAGCACCUCUAAGGCUGUCGCCAACCCUCUCAAGGCCUUCGCCGUCUGCUGCAAGAUUUGGAACCAUCCUGACGUGCUCUACAACUUCCUCAUGAAACGUUUCAAUGAAGAUUUCGAUUUGGACUUGGAUGAAAUCGACCACAAAGCCAAAAGUCGAAGCGGUAAAAGCCACUCUUCAAACUGGUCCCUGAACUUACCUAACUUCAACCAAGGGGCGUCAACGGGCGGCCACUCAAGUAGUGCACUGGGGUCUGGAUCUCACGGGCAUCUACAGCAGAUGGGUGCUGCCAGAAGCAUGGGUCAGAGUCAUCACUCUCAUGGACUGUCAGGCAUGCAGCAACUUCCUCAGCAAUCUCAACAUCUGAUGCAACAACAACCGCAUUCUGGCGUGAGUGAUCUGAGCGCCAUGCAAGGUAUGACGGAUCCUAAUCUCAUGUCGUCCCAUAUGAUGCAUCCCGGAAUGUCUCAAUCUGGCCACUCUGGCCUCCCUUCUGGUUAUGGCUUGCCGGGCUACGGAGGCAUGAACCAGCAGCAGCAACAAGCUUCCCAGCAAGGAUACGCUGGCAUCCAGCAGAUGUCGGGGUACCCAUGGUAUGGAAGUCAAGGAUUUGCUGCCAACCCGAACGACCCUUCAGGACAACUUUAUCCUCCUGCUUAUGGCAGUCCCUAUGGAGCUCCACCUCAGUAUAUGCACCCGCAUCUCAUGCAGCAACAACAGCAGCAGCAACAGUUAGCGCAACAGCAGCAGAUGCAACUACAGCAGCAGCAGCAGCAACAACAGCAGACUUCCCGUCAGCAACAAUUAACUCCUCAGUCCCAAUCCAUGGGAAAUUAUAGCAUCCCUCAGUCAAUGCAUUCACCUCUCGAUCUAGGAUCUUCAAACCAUUCCCCGAUGGAUCUCGGCCCCUCCAACCAUUCUCCAUUAGAUUUGGGGCAAAAUAGCCAGCAACAGCUCGCGCAAAGUAUGGUUUCGUCAUCUGGUGGCAUGAUUCAACAGCAACAACAGGAAAUGAUGCAUCAAAAUCAAUCUCCAAAUGACUUGAUGCAGCCUCAAAUGACUCACCAACAGCAGUCGAUGAGACAGCAGCAGCAACAACAUUUGCCCAUGUCCCAACAACAGCAAAUGAUGUCUCAACAACAAUCCUUGAGUGCUCAGGAUACGCUGGCGCAACAACAACAGCAACACUCUAUAUCAAGUAUCAUGCAACACAAUGGCCAGAACAUGCAGCAAGGAGAUGCGUCUAAUCCUGAACUUCAGCAGCAAAUGCAUCAUCAGCAGAUGCAGCAGCAGCAGCAGCAACAACAGCAGCAGCAACAACAACAACAGCAUCACCAGCAGCACCAAAAUAUGAACAGUAUGUCAAUUACCGGACAAGACCCGUCCUCGUUGGCUGACGUACCGCCUGCAAGUCAGGACGUCCCAGCCACAAACGGUGCUGUAGUGGACGCACCAGAGGCGCCUAAAGCAGAGUUUGGUGCUGUAGGCUCCACUUCUAAAGAAGAGGAAAUUCCUGCAACAUCUGAUCCGGCGAACAAGGAUAACCAAAAAUCUAGUCCAGAGAAAGAUUCAGGCGACACAACUGAUGGCGAUGGGGCGAAGAAAAACAAAGAAGACGGAGCUGAAAAGAAGGAGGAGGCCAAGAAAGAAGAAAUUACUUUCGAAUGGGCUGAGGAUAUCAUCAAGGAAUACAUUCCGGGACUGCUCGAAAAUUCUGUUAAAUUUCAAAUAUUUUUCAAAAUUUUGGAAGGGGCUCUCCGAGUUGGUGACAACUUACUGGUGUUCUCUCAGUCUCUUUUCACUUUGUCUCUGAUAGAAGAGUUUUUGCAGCGAUAUUAUAUACCCGGCACUUACGAAGUGUGGGCCAAAAACCGAUCAUAUUUUCGUCUGGAUGGAAGUACCUCAGCCCAGGAAAGGGAAAAACUCAUUAAUGAAUUCAACACUAACCCGCACGUGAGGAUAUUUUUGGUAUCAACUCGUGCAGGUAGUUUGGGCAUUAAUUUGGUUGGCGCUAAUCGGGUUGUUGUCUUCGACGCUUCUUUCAAUCCAUGCCACGACACUCAAGCCGUGUGCCGCGUGUACAGAUACGGUCAGCAGAAACAGUGCUACAUUUACAGACUCGUCACGGACAACUCGCUUGAGAGACGCAUUUAUGACAGACAAGUCAACAAGCAGGGAAUAUCAGACAGAAUUCUCGACGAACUCAACCCUGACGCUCAUCUUUCAUCCAAAGAAAUCAGUAACUUGUUGGUUGAAAAUGAAGAAGAGCCUGAAGAAAAAGAUCUCAGCGACGCGGUUGAUGAUUAUGAAGACGAUGUUCUCAAGGAAAUCGUGAAGACUUACGGCAAACUUCUGACUAAGACUCCUUUCAGGCACGAGUCAUUACUAGUUGACCGCAAAGAUAAGCAAUUGUCGCGGGCUGAGAAGCGACUUGCUAAACGUUCAUAUGAAUUGGAAAAACAAGCAAAUAUCUCGUUCAUCAACAGACCGGGAUAUGCCAACUUUCAAAAAGGUCAACAAAGUCUCGUCGGAACAAAAAUUGGGGGUGUGGUGUACGCUAAGCCUGUGGGCACAGUACGGCCCAUGCAGGCAGGAGGAGACAUGGCCCUGGCAGGAGGUAAUCUGCUCAUGACGCGGCACGGAGUCGUGCAGAACCGCGGUGCCGGCGGCAACUUCCCUGCAGAUGCUCUCGCUAAACAGGGCGUCUCCGUGCAGCAGAUCACCGUACCUAAAGACGUGAGCAUACCAACGAACAGCGGAGACGGGAAACCGAUAGAGUUGAGCGCCGGACAGUCGGUGAUGGUAAUCAAGACCCAGAAGGGCAUGUACCUGAGACUGGCUGACGGUAAGAUCGUCGCCAUACGCGUGCCGUCUGGCAACGAGUCGUAUGGCUUGCCUCUGAACCAAGGCAGCGUCACCAUCGUGCCUACAAUGAUGAACGCUGGCCGUGGCGGCCUCUCUGCCCGGGGCAUCAUGCGAGGAGGGGCGGCGAUGAUGCGGGGCAUGGGUGCUCGAAGAGGUCGUCCACCCAUGGGUGCACAGUACGCCAUGGGUCAGAUGAUGGGUGCUAAAGGGCAGACUGCCGUAAGGAUAGUUCGUCGUCCCAUUGUGAAUAGUAAAGGAAAGACAACUUAUCAGACUAUCGCCGUGCCAGUGUCAAACGCAUCCGGAGCUCUUCUGAACAAGAGCGUCAUGAUAACUCCUGCAAACCGAGCUGGCAUGUCACCCGCCAUGAAAGGCCUCGGGAAGAACCAAACACCCCAGGUCACUCUAACGCCCGUAUUGCCGAAGAACUCAUCCUUGAGCAUCACGCCUGUCGCCGGAACGAGUGGUACAAAAAUUGCCCCUAAAGUACCAAUCAUCAGAGAUCCGAAACGAUCUAUGAUGCAACGCCCGCCAACGCGUAUCGAUCCUUUAAAAGCAGCUGCCGAGAAGAAGAACAAUAAUGCUGCUUCUGCACCAGCUGCGUCAAACACCACCUCUUCCUCCUCUGAAAAAUCCACCGAUCCUGCUGGAACUGAAUCAAGCACUAAAAAGCAAGCUGGAGUUGCGAGUGAGGCAGCAAAUAAAUCCAACAACGGAGAAAAGUCUAGCGAGGCUGAUCGUAGUACGGAAAAAAGCUCAGUGCCUCAGAACCCGGAGAAAGGUUCUGCAUCAGCGGCUGAAGACUUGCCUAAAAGUUUUAGUGAGCUCAGCACUUACGAAUCCACUGCUAAUGGGGAUAGUAAUAGCGCUAACAGAAAUAACGCUGAUCCAAUUACUCAAAACGCUCUGAAACAAACUCCUGAAGAAACUCCUCGAGGCAGUGUACCCGUAAUGGCUGCCAGUGGUAUGAACCCAUCUGUCGAAAUGCCGAUACCUGACAUGAAUUCCCCAGCAAGUACCAAUGUUCCCUGUCCUCCAGCUGGCCCUAAUACUGUUCAGUCUUCUGUCACGCCGCUGCAACAGAACGUCAUGGAUACAACGCACGAUGUCCCCCAGGACCUAACAAGUCUUUCUUCACCUGCUAACGCGCAGGAUCUGAGUAUGAGCAGCGCUCUGAGAGAAGCCAGUCUCGCUGACCGCCAUCACCAGCAGCAGCAACAUCUGCAACAACAGCGCGCCGCUAAACGUGCCAAGGCUGCAGCUGCUUCUGAACCUCUCAUGGGCAUUGUUAAGCCAAAUGUACAUGACAAAAUGUCGAGUAGCUUAUCCAGCCUGCAGAACAUGAGCAACCUUCUACAAGGAGACCCUUUGCCUGCAUCAGCUUCAUCCUUGUAUUCACUCGCAUCGUACAGCAGUAGCGGCAGUAGCCAGCCUCUCUUUCAGCCUUUCCUGCACUCAAGUAGUUCCAGUUCUAGCACCAGCAACAACGUGGCUCAAGUGGCACCUCAUGUACAAAGUUCUGCCUACACUACAAGUCAGUCGUCAGUUUCAUCUUAUUUGUCGUCUUCAGUUUCCUCGAUUGCGUCUACUGACUCUCAUUCCUCUGGUGUCAGCUUGCCGAGCAUGCAGUCCUCUUGUUUAUCUGCUUCAUCUGCUGCUGGAGGUCUAAAUUUCUCUGGUAUGGAUAUGGGUCAGCUGGCACGGACAUCAGAUGCUGCUCACUCGCUGUCCAGUCUUCUGAGUCAGUAUGACACAAGCGCCACCGAAGAGCUCAUCUCCUCUGCAGCCCAUUCGACUGCUCUGGAUUAUCUCAAUUAUUCACUUGGCGCUGGGUCAUCUGCCUUCAGAAGACCGGAUGCUCUUACAUCUGAACUUCAGAGUUUGCUGGCCCCGUCUUCGCCUUCAUCCAUGUCUUCGACUCCAUCCCCUGCACCUUUUCCUGCCCACCAGUCCACGUAUUCCUCCCAGUACCCCGCCUCUGCAUAUCGUUCAUCACAGUUCAGUCGAGCAGCAUCAUCGUCAGUAAAUUACAACGCGGCCGCAGCAGCCGCCUAUGCAAGCCAGUACGGUCCGUACUCGUCUCAGUACACGAGUCUGGCCGCCGCUGCCGCUGCUCAUGCGGGGUCUCCUUCGUCCAGCCAGGCUGCCGCGGCUACAGCAGCUGCCGCUGCCGCUGCUGCCGCAUCCCAAUAUCCUGCCGCACUACAAAGUAAUCCUUAUCAGGCAUUCUCGGCCUCCUCGGCUUCAGGGUUGCCGCCCUAUAGUUCUGGGCUAGGAGGCUUCGGUCACGGCCCGUACCCGCCCAUGUAGGGAAGGCAGAAACAGAGCGGCAAGCGGCGGGAGAAACGCUGAGGUCAGCGUGGCCAGUAAUCUUCUUGCUGCUUCUGCUCUUAUCUCUCGACGGGAACGUUACUAAUAUGUUACUGUAAAAUCCAUCGACAUCCUCAAUGAAUUACGCCCUUGCACCAACAUUAACCUGAGAUUGCAAGCGGUUGUAAAUUCGUGAUUACGAUCGAAAUUUUUCUCAGAUUUGACGAUUCCUAACAAUCUUGUGUUGAGGCAUGAAAUGCGGUUCUUGUGAUUGUAGAUACGUGGUGAUGCCCGUGUUCAAAUAUUGCUGCCGAACAAAGAGCUUAAGGCGCUGAUGUAUAUUGACUUACAAAGUGUAUCAGUUCAUGAUGUACAUGUAGAAAUCUAGAAGUUCAAUGUCGUGCUUUUAGGAAAUAGGUUUGCCGUUAGCUCUGUGUUACUUACGCACACUCUUCUCUAACCCAUAAAUUUUUAUGCUUUUUUGAAAUCAUAAUCACCCCGAUGCAGAACACCGAGGCUAAAUGGUCCCUUCUUAGGAACAUGGUAUUAUUCACCGCCGCAGCUGACUUCGAUGGAUUGAAACGUCGUCCGUGUGUCGUUUAAGAAUCGGUUUCUGAAAUUACUUGGUUCAUUCGGAUUUUUCUUACUUGAAAUUUCUUGUUGAUGAAAUACCUACUCUAAUUUCCGUCAAUUUUCCUUUACCAACGGUAUAAGAAACUUUUGUUAAAAGUGAAGUGUGCGGCCAUCGACUUUCAUAAGGUUGCAAAAUCUGUAUUUGUGAAGUCUGCUAGAGAGUACUAUUUGACGAGAAAAAGUAUAAUAUCUAUUGGCGAAUCGGAUGAUCAAUGAAUUUCUCUACCACGUAUACCGUUCUUUUGUGAAGUGUUCAUCUGUAAAUUUCUAACUGAAGUUGUUCAAUUUUGUUCUGGAUGUAUUGUACAAUUGAUAAAGUGAUGUCAUUCAAUAGAGACUUGACUUGUCAAAUCUCGCUUUUACAAAUAUUUUGUGAGGAGCUUAUAUCUCCUAUCAUCAUCGACUGUAUCUACCUACCCACGCUAGCUCUAACUAAUAUAAUUAUCGGUGCAUAUAGCAUCACAAGAGAUGUCUGCUUUCAUUAGAACGCUCACUAAAUCCUGUAUAUGUAUAUUAGGUAAGAUUCUCUACCGAGUGUCCACUGCGUGUCUAGUAGAUGUUGUCCCUGUGCUCAUCUUGUCUCGGACUAAACGCCAGGAAAAUCUAUUCUCUUUCUCACCUGGAAAUUUGCCGCGUUUUAAAACCCGUUCCAGCAUGUCUUGAAACGUUUUAUUUGCUAAGAACGUGGGAUUUUCCUCAAUGUUUUUCUCUCAAAUUAGUCUACUCUUUUCCAUUUUAAUCAAGCUUCUUUUUUUUAUUGGUUUAAAUCAUUCGCUACUAUUACAUUAUUUUUUU